AUGUCGGUCACGUUAGUUUCAAGAGGUGUUUCCAGUGGUCUUCGUCGUUCCAAAAAUCGAUUAAGUUCCGUUGGUUGGAAUUUUGACAAACUUCUUGGUUCGCUGAUCGCCAGUUUUCGUGCCACUCGCCAGGACACCACCGACUGCUUGGACACCCUCUAUAAGUGCGUCCCCGGUAAAUAUGGCUUGGUGGCCGAGAACUUCACCGAGUACCAGAAGAAGCGCAGAAACUCGGCCACGUUCCGCUCGCUGUCCGAUCCUUUCAAUAUUCGGCGUUUCAACUUUCUGAAGAUCAGCCAUAGUGACAUCCUCAUGCGGUUGACGAACGAAAGCAGCGAAAGCGACUCCGUCUCACGCAGCCUCAUCAUCAAGUCCGGCAACACCAAGCGCCUUCAGGCCGUCCUCGUGCCUCACGUCGACAAGUGUUGGCCUCAGGCACUGAACGAGAAAGCCCUGAAUCUGGCCGUCGAGACGCUGCUGCUCAGCAGUUCCAGACAGUUUUUCGUUACCUUCAAUUCGCCCUUGGCCUACUGUUCGGUGAACCACUUACAUUUUGGCCUGUGCUAUAUUCCUUACGUCAGCAAGUUAAUCUCUUCGCCUCUUCGGCAUGCCUUCGCAGACGUCUUCGUCUUGGAAAACUGGAUUCUACCAGGAUUUGUGGUUCAACUCCGAAACAGAGACCUGACUUCACUUGUAAAAAACUUGCUGAAAAUAACCAGAUACCUCACGACAUCAGAGACGCCUCAUAACCUUGUGCUAUGCCGUGCUCCGCCGUUGCCCGAUCACACUGGCGGUGACAACACUCCCAGCGCCACCGGCGUCUUGUCGGUGACGGCGUACGUGUUUCCAAGGAACCCGGUAUCGCCUCGGUCGCCGUUAACCAAAAUUCGUACUGCAGCGAUGGAUAUAUGUGGCCUUAUAGCGGUUUACUCUUCCCCGCUAUUCCAGGAUUUAAGCGAAGCGAAGCUCAUUCGUUGCUUCAUAGACUUGGCUUAUUUACCGGACGGUGUUUUUGAUAAAAUACUCAAAGGAUUGAAGUCUGAAUUCGAAACCGACAAGUGA
Soboliphyme baturini is the source of this 1062-nucleotide messenger RNA. The record is from the annotation of a GenBank genome assembly. NCBI's taxonomy places the organism in Eukaryota, Metazoa, Nematoda, Enoplea, Dioctophymatida, Soboliphymatidae.